AUGACAACAGUUGGAGCCACAGAAGAUAACAAGAGUGCUGAAAUCCCUCAAAUUCGCACAAAAUCACAAGAAUCAACUGUUAACAUUACCGAGGGCAGCGAGGAUGAGUGGUUGAUUUCUAUAAAGAACUAUGUUAAAGACACAACAGAGAAACCCCAAAUAGCAAGGGUUCCAUUACUGCUGCGUCAGUUAAACCAAGUUUGUUUUGAUCCUCUCGUAGUUUCGAUAGGCCCUUAUCAUCGUGGAGAUCCAAAGCUCAAAGCAUUCGAGGAACUAAAAAUUCCAAUCGCGCAGAAAUUUUGGCAUGCCUGUGAAAAUAAAGUAUCCAUCGAACAGAUGUAUAAAGCGGUCAUUUUGUCAUGA
Molecule: messenger RNA, 363 nt
Organism: Fraxinus pennsylvanica
Lineage: Eukaryota; Viridiplantae; Streptophyta; Magnoliopsida; Lamiales; Oleaceae
Source: the annotation of a GenBank genome assembly